GGAGCUGAAGACGACCUGUUCGGAUGCCUUGGCCGGUAAAAAAAUUAUACAAGAAAAUGGCGUUGACAAACUGGACAAAUCAUUAGUAUCUAAUUUUGAGAUUUUAAAUUUAGUUCCUGACCGCACAACGAAAGACGAUGAAACAAAUAAAACGGUGUCAGAUGGCGUCGAUCUGAAAUGGAAGAGGGUUGGAAUCGUCUCAGGAAGAUCCGUCCGACUCGAUACCAUCGUAUGGCCUGGAGGAGAUUUGUCGGUUGCGGCAGUGUCUUCAAGAGCACGUAGCGUAUUUCGGGUGGUUACUGCUCUUGCACCCCCUUUCGUUAUGGAAGGUGAGCUGGAUGAAGACGGACAGUGCCUUAGAGGUCUUCCAUGCCAUCGCGUACUAACUUCCGAUAAGGACAAUUUAACGUUAGUGUUUAACCAAAUGGAAAUGCAGGAACGGCUGGAAGAGGAGAGCGGAGUGAACACACAGUAUAAACAUCCGGGACAUUUUAUGCGCAGCGAAAAUGAUGAGGAUAAGUUUUCGCCCUUUCAAAAAAUUAAAUAUCGCACAAAUUGCUGUUACGGUUUAGCGAUGGACCUUUUGGAGAACAUUGCGCACGAACUCGAGUUUGAUUUUCGAUUAUACAUAGUCGCGGAUGGUUUGUACGGGAGCAGGAAUGUGAUUAGGAGACAUAAGCGGGACGUGGGGAAGCACUUUUUGAAUUACCGUUUUAAGCAGGAGGUGCACGCGGGUGAACCGAGCUCGCGGGAGGUCGCCGAUGAAGUUGACUUCAAGUGGAACGGUGUCGUGGGCGAUUUGGUUUCGGGUGCAGCUCAUAUGUCAUUCGCGGCCCUUAGUGUUUCUAGAAUAAGAAGUGAAGUCAUAGAUUUUAGUAUCCCGUAUUACUUUAGCGGAGUUUCGUUCCUAGCAGCUCCGCAGCAAAAAUCUGAGAUACCCUUAUUGGCUUUCCUACUGCCAUUCUCGCCCGAACUUUGGAUAGCGAUCUUUACAAGUUUGAACAUAACAGCUAUAGCGGUAGCGAUAUACGAAUGGCUAUCGCCUUUCGGCUUAAACCCUUGGGGACGUCAACGUUCUAAAAAUUUCAGCAUGAGUUCCGCACUUUGGGUGAUGUGGGGUUUACUUUGCGGUCAUCUUGUCGCAUUUAAGGCCCCCAAGAGUUGGCCGAACAAGUUUUUGAUUAACGUCUGGGGAGGAUUCUCUGUGAUAUUCGUCGCGAGCUACACGGCGAACAUUGCAGCGUUAAUUGCCGGUUUGUUCUUCCACAACACUGUCAGCAAUUACCACGACAGAAGCCUGCUAAGUCAGAAGGUGGGAGCACCCCGUGCGUCAGCGGCAGAGUAUUACGUACAACGAGCGAACAAAGUUUUGUGGGAUCACAUCAACAAAUAUCGCAUGGAAAAUGUAGAGGAAGGAAUUGCGCGUCUUAGGAACGGAACGCUCGAUAUCCUAAUUGCGGAUACUCCAAUUCUCGAUUAUUACAGAGCAACUGAUCACGGAUGCAAACUUCAACAGAUUGGGGACACAAUUAAUGAGGACACGUACGCUGUGGGGAUGAACAAGGGUUUUCCUUUAAAAGAUAGUAUUUCGGCCAUUAUUUCUAAGUAUUCAAGUAACGGGUACAUGGACAUUUUGCAAGAGAAGUGGUACGGUGGACUGCCAUGCUUUAAAGCGGGCAUGACAAUGGACAUGGAGUCUCUAUCCCAACCUAAGCCUCUUGGGGUUGCGGCCGUAACGGGAGUGUUUAUUUUAUUAGGAGUCGGAAUGAUUUUAGGGUGUUUAAUUCUCUUCGUCGAACACAUGUUUUUUCGCUACACUUUGCCGGCCUUACGUGAUAAACCUAAAGAUUCGGUGUGGAGAAGCCGAAACAUUAUGUUCUUUAGUCAGAAACUUUAUAGAUUCAUUAACUGCGUUGAACUGGUUUCACCUCAUCACGCCGCACGAGAACUUGUGCAUACAAUUCGGCAAGGACAGAUUACAAGUCUCUUCCAAAAGAGCGUCAAAAGGGAACACGAACAACGAAGAAGGAGGAGAAGCAAAGCACAGUUUUUUGAGAUGAUACAAGAGAUUCGAAGUACAAUUCGUAGACAGCAACAAGAAGAGAGAACUUUACCGUUGGAGUCCGUGACAGAGGUGGAAUCCGAACACCAGCUAACACCCGAGGAAAAGAAAACGAAUUUGAGCCCGAGCAUCAUACGGCGUACGUUUUUACGCACGAGUCCUAAAAUAGAAAAUCCCCCGAAAGUAAAAUCGCCCGCGCUACACUUUACAAAGCAACUUUUCAGUCCGCGCACUAAAAACAAAACGAAAAGCUCAACCGCACUGAACGUUCGACGAUUUAGUACCGACAGUGUGUUUUCCUCUCAAACUUUAAAACCUGACCGAAGUACCGUUGUGGGAAGAAGACUAAGCAAGGACGCUUCCUGCUUUUUAUCGCACAGUCCACCGGAUAUUAACAGCAGACGAUCUAGUCAUCUGGACAUAGUAAAUACAGGAGCCAAACUUUCAGGCAAAAGCCCCGUACUCUCGAUUGAAAACGUUUCUGAAUGCAGCUCAAGGUCGACCGAACUUCCGCGUAAGCUUUCCGAUUCCGAAAGCAUAGGCAGAAAACUGGCAACACUACCAAAGUACACAGAACCAAGCAGUCGUCACAGGCUGCAGCCACAGUACAGCUUAACAAUUGGAAGAAGUGAUCAAAUGUUAAACAGUACCGAUCCGAACACCAAACUGGGCCAAUCUCCUCAGAAAUUAACGAAGAGUUGUCAGAAUAUCCUAGAUACCGAUAGAGAAGUUACACGAACUUUAUCGCAAUCCAGUGUGGAUCACAGGAGUAAUCUUUCCGAUGACGAAAUAGCCCGAAGAAACAAAUUAACCAUAGAUCAAUUACAGUCUCAUCUAACCACGAAAGUAGAACACAUUAAACCUCCCAUAAAAAGAAGUCACAGUAAUAACACCAAACCUACAAAUCCCCCGCGUAUUCAAGUCGAAGACACAUCGAAGCUACCACCGAGCACCACCCGAAAAAUAAAGAAGCGUCACCAGAGCCUGGGCGAUGAGACCAAAACCCACACUGACCGUUCCCGUAGCAGAAACAAGCUCAGCGAACAUUCCAGGUCAUUAGACAGUAACCCUCCCAAGGAGUCUUCCAGAUCACGCUCUCCCAGAUGCAAAGAGCACGACCUACCACCGGCUCCACCUCCCCCCAACUGCUCCCCGCGAAACUCCAACGGCAAAUCCCCACUAGAUAGGUUAUCUAAGGACGAACUCGUACUGCUUUGGCGAAGUUCAGAAUCAGAACUUAGAAGUCAUCUCCUAAAAGCAAUAAGAGACAAAGGAUCUGAGGAUCCUCCUUGAAAAUUGUUGCGCAACUAUCAUGGGUAAUGAUGGAUUUUUUGGUGACAUUUGCGGCCAUUUUUUGCGAAUUUUGCACUGCUAUUCAUGCGCGUUCGUGUAUUCGUGCCGUUUCACUUAGAUUUAUAACAAAAAAAAACGACCAGUUACUACAGUCGCCUUUGUUCUCUCGCCUUCGGAUAGCUAUAAAAUGAUUGUGAACUACCUGUGGAGAAUUGGCGAUCAAUUUGGAAAAGUCGGACUACGCGUUGUAUCUUAUGACAUGGAUAGUUGUGCAUUUAGUUCACGCGUAACGCGAAGGUAAUAUCCAACUUUUAAAAAAAAUUAUUGUAGUAGCGUUCAUCUUGAAAAUGUAAUCAAAACAAAAAAAAUACUUUUAACAAAGCGUACUGCCAAUUAUUUCUAGGAUUCAUCCAGUCAAUGGAUAUUGUAGAAUGGUGAUAUCGAAGUCUUAUGCUACGGUAACAAAAACAAAUUUUGAGGCUCCAAAACUAUUUCGAUUAAAUUUUAGGUAAAUUAUUGUAUAAGGUAAUGUUACUAAAUACGCCGUAUUGCGUUAACGUGCAAGUUUAAACGAUGGGAACAGUAGAAACGGGUGCCUGUUUUAAACAAAUUCAACUAGAAAUGAAAACUUCAAGUUGACGCAAUACUGCCUUACGAUAUUUUGAACAUUUAUAAGUCAAUUUUAACAAAUUUUAUCUCCGUCUAUUCGUUAGCAUAAGUGUCCUCUCUAUCCUAUUGUUGAUAUUUUAAAGUCUAUUGGAAUUGAAACAAAAUGAAAGCUAUAGCGUACACAAAUUACUCAGAAUCUAAUUAAAACAGUAACAAAUUUGUGAUUAUCUUAAAGAAUAAGAUAUAAUAAAAUAUUACGGAUGUGUUUAAAAUAUUUUCUAUAUAAAGGAUUAAAGAUGCAUGUAGGUAAUCAUAGAGAGCAUUAACGUAGAGGACUAAUAAAAAAAACAGCAUGUAACUAAUUAAAUAAUUAUAUAACAAGAAAUGUAAACUAUAGCAAUGCAUAUUAUUAUGGAAUAGAUGCAUAUUAAAGUUUAUGAAAAUAUUUUAAACAAAGUGUUAAACUUUUUGUUGUAAAUAGUGUAAAUAGAAUUUUAGCAUUAUAGAUCACUAAUUUGUAUAGUUAAUUUAACACUUUAUUGUUGACAAAUAUAUAAC
Molecule: messenger RNA, 4522 nt
Organism: Photinus pyralis (common eastern firefly)
Lineage: Eukaryota; Metazoa; Arthropoda; Insecta; Coleoptera; Lampyridae
Biological process (GO): modulation of chemical synaptic transmission; ionotropic glutamate receptor signaling pathway; monoatomic ion transport
Cellular component (GO): postsynaptic membrane; plasma membrane
Molecular function (GO): transmitter-gated monoatomic ion channel activity involved in regulation of postsynaptic membrane potential; NMDA glutamate receptor activity
Source: RefSeq, a predicted model, not a curated record